This is a messenger RNA of Paramecium sonneborni, 684 nucleotides long. The record is from the annotation of a GenBank genome assembly. NCBI's taxonomy places the organism in Eukaryota, Ciliophora, Oligohymenophorea, Peniculida, Parameciidae.
CACGACUGAUGCUAAAUUUUUCACAAAUUUUUAUUUUACCUAAUUGUCUAAUCUAUGCAAUUUCCUUAAUCAGAUAAGGAUUGCCAAUCUGCGUUACCUUCUGGCUUAAAAAAUACAAACUUUAAAAAGAGAAAACCCAUUGAUUCGGAUACAAAAACUAAUUUGAUACUUAGUGUAGUCAAAGAUCAUUUACCAAUAUAUUAGGUAUAAAAGUUUCUCAAUAUUUUUAGGCAGCCAUCAUCCAUAAAGUUAAAUAUUCAUCUGCUAAACAUAUUUUGAGAAAUUACUACAGUGAUACUGCUAAUUACUUUUCUCUUCAAAAAAAGAGAAGAAGAAAGAUAAUCUGUUGUGGUGUCUCAGCACUAAUAGAGAUUAACAGUGGAAAUAUAGUUCUAACUACAGAAUAGUGUUCCACAAUCCCUUAUAUUAAAAAUGGAGUAAAUGCCUAAAUAAAAUAAAAAGUAAUUGAUCAUCUGAGUGUAUCAAUUCAUAAACAAAUAUGUAAGUUUAAUUUCAAGAAGUUGAAUAAGGAGUUUAGAAUAGACCCAUUAAAAAAAUUGAAUAAAAUAGAAAAAAUUGAAAACAAAGUUAAUUUUCUCAUUUAGACACUUGAAAAAUAACAUAUAGAAAUGACAUAAUGAUAACUUACACAUUAUCUUUAUUAAUUAUAUAAAAUUUUUGCCC